AAAUGGCGACAACGAAACUCUGGAUCCAGACGUUCAGGACUACACCACCGACGAAGACUACAACGAUGUCUUUGAUGCAACAACCAACGGAACCGACGUGGAAGCUGCGUCCGGGGCGAAAAGCGGCACGCUCAAGUUCGUACGCACUUUGGCUAACAUUUCGAAGGACGCCGGUAGCGUGGCACACAUGCGAUGCGAGGUCGUCGGCGAUCCACCACCGAUUAAGAUCAAGUGGUACAAGAACGAGGCGCCCCUCGAGGAGAAACGACCGAAAAUCACCAUCAAGAAGAUACACAUGCAGACGCACGAGCACGCCGUGAAGAAUAUCGCCGGAAGCCGUCUGAGGAUCACCAACUUGGAUGUCUCCGACGUGGGGUUCUACACUUGUCGCGUUACAAAUGGAAAGGAUCAGAUCCAAAGCGAGGGGACCCUUCGCGUCGAUUCGUCGAAAACCAGGCAUGUUCCUGCCCAUUCCGACCACGCCAUUAGUCAAACAUCGAGUGACGAUAGAUUUUCCCCGGACAUCAGUGGUGGCGACUUUAUCGGAGGCAUUGGACCUGGAGAUGGACUAGAUCUCUCAGGAACUGGAAUGUCAACGCCACACAUCUCUCAUCUGGCAUCAACAAAUCCAUUUAGUAUAUUAUCACCAAGUCCACAACCAACUAGUUCACAAUCUAGCACCAUCGACGUUCAUACAAUCAGCGGCCUUAGAAACAUCAAUAUACAGUUACCUUCUGGGAGAAAAGACAAUCAUGAUGGAAAAUGUGAGGUAUAUGUAGGAAAAACAUGUGCACAAUUUUUAGGAAAUCAAUCCGUUUAUAUUCCAUAUCCAAUGACCCAAGAGCUACUCGACGAUAAACUGAUGAAAGCUUUUGGUGUUAUCAAAUACUCAAACGAGGUCUCGUCAAAUUGCGAGGGAUAUGCAAAACCAUCGCUAUGUUAUUCCGCAUUCCCAAUAUGUCGCGAUCCUGCCAGUAUUCUUAAACUUAAGAAUUCCGAAGCUAGCGCUAGUUUAUUUCACUUUUUGAAUUCAAACCAGGGUGAUUUGUCAAGAGAUAGGGGUGAUGGGGAUGAUGCAGAUGACAUUGCAGGAUCCCAUGGUAUUCCCAGAAAACGUAGUCCAACGUUAGGUCCUGGCUCAGAAUUCAAUCCGUACAAAGAUGGAAAAGCUUCCAAUAAAAAGAUAAUAAACCAAAGCUAUGGAGAAAUACAGUCGUCUAACAGACUCGAAAUCAAUCGUAAAUUAAGGAGGAUUUGCCGACAAGAAUGUGAAAUGCUAGAAAACGAUUUAUGUAAGAAAGAGUAUGCAAUUGCUAAAAGACAUCCACUGAUUGGACAUCAAGUGCCUUUAGUUGAUUGUUCUGAUUUACCGAUGGAAGAUACCCCCGAGGCUCGUGAUUGUUUAAGUCUUGGAAUUUCCUCAGGAAACAACGUACAGGAAAAUGAUUAUUGUUACUGGGGAAGCGGAAAGUCUUAUCGUGGUAUCGUGAAGACAAGUAUUAGCGGAAGACCGUGUAUGCAGUGGUCACAUGGUGAAUUCAAUCUUCAAAUCUCCGAUUAUCCCGAAUUAGCUGGAAAGCACUCGUAUUGCCGCAACCCAGGCGAUAAAGAAUUACAACCGUGGUGUUACGUUUAUGUCGAUAGUAAGCCGCAAAAAGAAUUUUGUAAUAUACCUAAAUGUGUUGAAAACUUAUGGAUCUAUGCAGUCGUUGGUUUUGUACUAACAGGGGGAUUUGUUGUCAUAUUGGUCUGUUAUUGCUGCUGCUACAGAAGCAGAAAGUCUAGAAGGCAGAUGAAUCAUUUGCCAUCGAAUAAAAUGUUAACCGGUAUACAAUGUGACAAAAAUAUAUACGAUGGAAGACGAAGCACAACGCAACCUAUGGAAAUGAGCUCUCUUUUAGCUGGUCCUGGUAACACGACUCCAGGAACAGGAACAUUAAGUAGUGGCAGUAGUCGAACGUCUAAUAAUAGAGUGCCACAGUUUACUACCAAUAAUGUUGUACUUUUACAAGAACUUGGAGAAGGGGCUUUUGGAAAGGUAUACAAAGGAGAACUACAAACAGGCAAUAAAUGCGAGCCACCAAUUUAUGUGGCCGUGAAAACAUUGAAAGAGAAUGCAAGUCCAAAAACACAGAGCGAUUUUAAACGGGAAGUUGAUCUGAUGACAGACCUGAGGCAUCCAAAUAUUAUUUGCCUACUGGGCGUAAUAUUGAAAGGAGAACCAAUGUGUAUGUUAUUUGAAUACAUGACACAAGGGGAUUUACACGAGUUUCUCAUUUGUCAUUCACCAAGAUCAGACGUUCCAUUGAACAAUGGAAACGGAAAGAUCUUAGAGCAACCAGAGUUUUUACACAUCGCUUUACAAAUCGCAUCUGGUAUGGAAUAUUUAGCCAGUCACCACUACGUUCACCGAGACCUAGCCGCGAGAAACUGUCUAGUUGGAGACAAUUUAACAGUAAAGAUCUCCGACUUCGGCUUGUCCCGCGACAUAUAUAGCAGCGAUUACUAUAGAGUUCAAUCCAAAAGUUUAUUGCCCGUUCGAUGGAUGCCACCAGAGUCAAUCCUCUACGGUAAAUUUACGACAGAAUCCGAUGUAUGGAGUUUCGGAGUCGUGUUAUGGGAAAUUUACAGUUAUGGCUUACAGCCGUAUUACGGGUACAAUAAUCAAGAAGUGAUAGAUAUGAUUCGAUCACGGCAAUUGUUACCUUGCCCGGAGGACUGUCCGACGAUGAUCUACAGCCUAAUGAUAGAGUGCUGGCACGAGGUGGCCAACCGCAGACCACAAUUCCCGGAGAUUCACCAUCGCCUUCACAACUGGUACAUAAACCAAACAUACCUGAGCGAUUUCUGUAACGAAUCUAUCACCAGUUAUUCCGGGAGCAGUCACAAAAGCACGAAUAAAACCAAUUCCACGCAGCUAUCAGCGCCUAUAUACAAAUGCGAUCCGAAGGACAUGAACUUCAAAGGGAACACGGAACAACCGCCGUUCUGUAACCUGAACGACCACAACAACGGGAUCAAAAUGCUACCGCCGAGCUUUCAAAACACGAACUCCAUCGAGCAGAGGCCAAACUGCGGCUUCAACGAACACGGCACGCCCAUAAAGGCCCCCAUUUAUCCGAGUCAAACGACAAACAUUAAUUUGAACGACUUCGAUGACAAACAGUGCUGCUCGCCAAAACUAAGCGGAGCGAAGAAAGUAUUGCCCCCGGCGCCACAGCCGAUGAACAAAAUAAACACGCCUAAUGGAACCAGACCAAUGCAGAAUGGAGCGCAAUUAGUUGUCAGGUUACCAGACCCCAGUAAGGUCACGACCGAGACCAGGGUAUCGAAGUGAACACGAACGAAGAUUGUUCGCUUGGACAAUUUUUGUAUGUACUCGUGGUAAUCGUUACACAAGGUAUAUACUAUUUAUACCGUUCGUUUCGUAAAUACGAUCCGAUCUUCCAAAGAUCGGAUAAUUCAUUGCACAGGAUAGGUAGCAGAUCUCUCUCCAAUACCUAAUCACUGCCACGUUUCCGUAUUUAUUUAUUUCUUCGAUCGGAAUAUACAUAUUUUGUACUAUCGAUAAACACGUCAAAAAAAAAAACAAAAAAAAAUAAUAAUAAACACGGUGUACAACCUUAACGAGUGUUUUAUACAUACAUACAAUAUAACGGAAUAUACAUACGUAUAAAUAUGAAUAUAUGCAGUUUAAGAUAUAGGCUGUACCGUACGUUUAAUGUUUGUAUAAUUGUCGCGUUUCCUUUGUACUGUUUCGCAAAUACUUAUUGAGUUUUAUAAUACCUCGAGAGUAUUAAAAACCGCGUUAACACGUACUCGAGCACAUUCAUCAAUAGCGAUUUAUACACACUUGUAUGAGAAUCUAAUAUUUCGUUAUAUUAUAAUCACGAUGUUAGAGUCAUAUUCACGCGACAAAGUUUUGCAAGUUAAAUAACUUCUACGAGACUUUUUAUAUACCAUUAGUUUUAUUUGUAUUUUUACAUACACGCGAAGCCGUGAACUUCUCGACUGAUUGUAAUAUAAAUGUAAUAUCGUGUGUCUGCCAGAUGGUGCUCGCCGUCUAAUACCGAUUUCGAAAACCGAUCUCCAGAAAUGGCACAAUAAUCAAUUAUUGGCUGUACGUUGUAGCAGUAAGUCGAUUACGCGAAAAGCACGAUCUCGUUGUGCGUUUAAUAGAUUCUUAAAGAAGCAACUUUUAUCUGUGAAAAUUCGUCAACUAUCGGUGGUGAUUCGUUUCGAAACGAAAAGCAAUUCUAAUCAUAUCCAAACGUGAACGGCAGUUACUUACUUUGCUCAAUCGAAACGUGUAUCUUUGUUGUAUCGAGCAAAAUAGUCUUUUAUACUCUUUCAUACCGUUUUAUAAAAUUUUGUACUUUGAAUCGUUCGCUCGUUUCACGUAGAAAAAGGAAAAAGAAAAGAAAAAACUGUGCAAGAUCAUGUGCUCUUAACUACUGCCAGAAUUUAACACUUUUUCUUACAAAAAAUUAAACUCGCAAAUUAUAAAUGUUAUUCGAGGGAAAUAUGUAUCACACUGAUAGCGAGGACUUACAAAAGGCUCAGCAAUUACCGAUUGUCGACACUAUUAACGUGUAAAUUAUACAGGAUCAUAUUAUUCGUGUAUAGAGCGUAGAACCUACGACUAUAUGAAGCAGGCGUUAUAAACUGUAUUCAUAAACGGUUCGAAACUAGUCUCUAGUAAAACUCGAAUAAUAAUAAUAAUAAUAAUAAUAAUAAUAAAACGAAUUAACGCCUGACUCGUUGCGAAUAGCGUGAAUUAUAUAGCUAGAAUCGUAAGCAAGAGAAUAGUAGGUUACGGAAGCCUAGAGUGAGAGUGUUGAAACGAAAUUGUAUUAUACUUUUUAUAAUUUUCUAUUAAGGGAGGAGAGUCAACGGAGGGUGAUGUUUCAGUCAGCCGGUAUAAAGCUGUCAGCUGUCGUAAAAAUCGAUUCAAAUGAGACGAUUAGAGUAACAAUUGGAUAAUGCAUUGUGUUAAAACGGAACUCUUGAUGAUAGCAAGCCUCCGAAUCGGUCUCUGUAUUAUUAUUGAUUAUUAUUAAUUACACGGUAAUCCUAGUGUCCGCAUCGAAGGCUCGUUAUCGAUUAAACUUAAGUUAAUUUAUGUCAAUCGUUUUAACGAAGGAUCAUAAAUGUAAGAUCUUUAUAUAUAUAUAUAAUUUAUAUAUAUAUAAAUAUAUAUAUAUAUAUAUAUAUAUAUAUAUAUAUAUACAUACACACACACACGCGCGCGAUCCAUGUUUUUUUGUAAGAAAGCGAUACUACUUCAUUUUUCCCUCUUGUCACAUCUCAAUCCUGAUCUAUUUUCAAUCCGCAGCAACAUGUUCCCUGAAUAAAUGUUAAAAUAUGUA
Frieseomelitta varia is the source of this 5369-nucleotide messenger RNA. RefSeq names its product tyrosine-protein kinase transmembrane receptor Ror (gene Ror). Gene Ontology annotation, molecular function: protein binding; transmembrane receptor protein tyrosine kinase activity; ATP binding. Gene Ontology annotation, cellular component: membrane; signaling receptor complex. Lineage: Eukaryota; Metazoa; Arthropoda; Insecta; Hymenoptera; Apidae. The transcript has 13 exons. The record is from RefSeq and is a predicted model, not a curated record. The coding region runs from base 188 to 3337 and encodes 1049 amino acids. Gene Ontology annotation, biological process: protein phosphorylation; multicellular organism development; positive regulation of kinase activity.